This is a messenger RNA of Ostrea edulis (European flat oyster), 1978 nucleotides long. Its product is annotated as GTPase IMAP family member 7-like. The transcript is spliced from 2 exons. The coding region runs from base 236 to 1834 and encodes 532 amino acids. Gene Ontology annotation, molecular function: GTP binding. The record is from RefSeq and is a predicted model, not a curated record. NCBI's taxonomy places the organism in Eukaryota, Metazoa, Mollusca, Bivalvia, Ostreida, Ostreidae.
UCAUUUAAAUCUAUACACUAUACAAAGGUAUUUUCUGAAAACGAAGGCUUGAUUAGGUAUGAAGUCGGGAACGCUGGCGACAGACAGGCUCUAAUUGGAAAACGAGUCAAAACGAGUCAUCAAAUCCUAUUUUUGCUGUAUUUGCUCCAGACUGUGAAGAAAUCAAGGAAGAUAAUCAGUAUACUGGUAUACACCCAAAAUCUGUCGACAGUGAAGAAAACUUUUUUUUAAAAAUAUGCAAGAAGAAAAUGUUGCCACCGGUUUAAAACUUGGUAAAAAUGAUACUGGAACACUUUCCAUCAAUAACGACUUUCCAGACACAAAAAUAACUAAUUCGGCACCAACAGAGAAUGACAGAGCAGUAUCAUAUAAGGAGAUUACUGUAGAAAGAAGUGAUGAUACUGAAAAACAUAAAAACAACAAUGUGAAAAGUAGUGACGAUGUGGCUGUACCGAAUAGAUAUAACCAAGCAGUGUCCGCAACGCACGAAUUGAUGUCUGGCUUGGACAACACUUUGAAAGCAGCAAAUAAAGACAUGUUACACAACCCAGAUUCUCUACCUGAAACCGAGAAAGAAAAUGCACCCAAAGUAAUCGAUAACGGACUGGAUAAAAGCAGGACCACAGUCACAAUGAACAAGUAUGUAGGCAUGAAGACAGAUUCAAAUACUACUCCUCCAUUAAAUUCACAAACACCCGUGAAGGCUGAGCAAAAUCAGAUUCCGAAUGAGAAAAGAAAUGAGAGCAAUGAAAACAACCUGUCCGUUAAAGAUGGCAUUCCGAUGAUGUCGUCACGAAUUAUUUUGAUUGGAAAGACAGGAACUGGAAAGAGCGCUACAGGAAACACCAUUCUGGGACAAACAAAAUUCCAGACAGCCAGUGGUUUUGUUUCUUGCACCUCAACCUGCCAAAGAGAAAUGUGUGUGAUUAAUGAUCAACGCAUUGAGGUAAUCGACACGCCUGGAUUGUACGACACCUCAAAAACAGAAGAGAUGGUCAAGAAAGAGCUUUCUAAGUGUAUGGAAAUGUCGUUACCAGGACCGCAUGUAUUUUUAGUUAUCUUGUCAGUGGAGAGAAUAACUGAACAGGAAAAAUACACAUUGAAGUAUAUGGCCGAUAUUUUCGGUGGCCAGGACUUUCUGAAUCACACGAUAAUAGUGAUUACUCGUAAGGACAAUUUUGAUAAUGAAGUGGAUUCAGAUGAUGAAGAUGAAGAUUUAGAUGUAUCCGAGAUACUUGAUGACUUUGUUCGUACGUCUGAGGAUCUUAGUAGAAUGGUAAAACAGUGCAAUGGCAGGUGUGUGGCUAUCUCAAAUGCAAGCCACAUCGAAAAACCCAAGAGAAGGAGAGAAGGUCAAAGACUCCUCCACUCCAUUAAUCAGUUGAUUCAGAAGAACGAAGGGGUGUGCUACAGUAAUGAUUUGUUUGAGGAUUUGGAACGGAAAAGGGAAAGCAUACGUAAGGAAGAGGAAAGGAAAAGACAAAAUGCAAUCAAAGAAAUGGAGAGGCAGAGGAACGAACGUAAAAAGGAGAAGGAAAGACGAGAGCGCAAUAUCGAACAAUUAAAGAAAGAUAUUGACAAAGAGGAAGAGAAAUUAAAGAGAGAUAAAUCUCGAUCUAAAAAUGGAAUGUUUGAAUUAAAAGAGAAAUUGCAGGAAAUGGCAUCCGAAAACGAAGAGAUGGAGCUGAGAAUGAAGGAAGAAAGAAAGAGAAUAAAAAGAGAAAUAAAAGAAAUGAGAGAGGAAAAUGAUAAAUUACAUUUGGAACUUGACAGCAUAAAAUGGAGUAUUCCUCAACCAAAGGAAAGUGAACGUUCAAAAUGUAAAAUUAUGUGAACAUUUAAGCUUGUUCAAAGACUGCAAAUUAAAGCUAUAUAUGGCGUUAAAGAAGUAUUUUAUAUAGAUAUAAAAAGUAUGUGUUUUUCAUCAUUUUAUACAAAUCAUACAUUUUAACUCGAAUGGAUUAAAACUUUCCCUACG